Molecule: messenger RNA, 600 nt
Organism: Ziziphus jujuba (common jujube)
Lineage: Eukaryota; Viridiplantae; Streptophyta; Magnoliopsida; Rosales; Rhamnaceae
Product: glucan endo-1,3-beta-glucosidase-like
Exons: 2
Coding region: 1-600 (199 amino acids)
Biological process (GO): carbohydrate metabolic process
Cellular component (GO): plasma membrane
Molecular function (GO): hydrolase activity, hydrolyzing O-glycosyl compounds
Source: RefSeq, a predicted model, not a curated record
AUGAUCACCAUGUACAAAUCUCGUAACAUUGGCCGGAUAAGACUCUAUGAACCAGACUAUUCUGUACUAGAGCCUCCCUGUUUGUCUGACAUACAAGUACUUGUAGGGGUGAGAAACCAGGAUGUUUAUCAACUACCCAAGUCUCACAUUGCUGCUGAAAUCUGGGUCAAAAACAACAUAAACCCAUAUUGGCCUAGAGUCCUAUUCAGAUGCAUAGGCGUUGGUAACGAUUUAAUCCCAGGACCAGGUGCCCAAUACAUUUUACGAGCCAUGAAAAACCUUCGCAAUGCUUUAUUGAGGCAUGGAUAUCUCUGCAACCAUAUCAAGGUCUCUGCAGCAAUUAGAGCUUCAUGUGCGUUUCCUAUUCAUCAUUGGCUGGAGCGUUCUCUGAAGAAUGACUAUGCAUUGUUUAGCUCUGAGAAUGUUGCUGUGAAGGAUGGAGGGUUGAGUUGUUUCAACCUGUUUGAUGCCAUUGAUGGUGCUUUGCAUGCAUUUAUGCAGAAAGCUGUAGCACCUGGUGUGGAAGCGGUGGUUUUAGAGUCAGGUUGGCCAUCAGCUGGAAAUGGAGAGUUCACGAUAGCGAAAAUGGCUAGAGUGUAA